This is a messenger RNA of Aspergillus clavatus NRRL 1, 660 nucleotides long. Its product is annotated as gamma-glutamylcyclotransferase. NCBI's taxonomy places the organism in Eukaryota, Fungi, Ascomycota, Eurotiomycetes, Eurotiales, Aspergillaceae. The transcript has 3 exons. Gene Ontology annotation, biological process: glutathione catabolic process. Bases 1 to 660 code for a protein of 219 amino acids. The record is from RefSeq and is a predicted model, not a curated record. Gene Ontology annotation, molecular function: glutathione specific gamma-glutamylcyclotransferase activity; gamma-glutamylcyclotransferase activity. Gene Ontology annotation, cellular component: cytoplasm.
AUGGCUACGUGCGACGCUUCUGGCAGCACCGACCAUCGAGGCACCCCAGAAGCCCCCGGCCGCGUAGUGACAGUCAUCGAGCGAAGCUUCUGGGAAACCCUCGAUGAUCCCCACACACACCUUGAAUCCUCCACCGCCCGCGUCUGGGGCGCAGCAUACCACAUCCCCGCCUCCCACGCCGAGGAAGUCCACGACUACCUCGACGACCGGGAAAUCGACGGCUACACCGUCCACUACACCCCCUUCCACCCUAUUUCCGCCGUCUCGGCCUCCACGGUCUGCAAGACGCCGGGGCCGGAGCCGCAGCCGCAGCCCCCACUCACCUGCAUGGUGUACAUCGGGCAGCCCACGAACCCGCAGUUCCUGCGUGAUCCUGCGCGCCGCGAGCCGCAGGACGUGGCGGGCGUGAUCAGCCGCGGCCGCGGCCAGAGCGGGAAGAAUACCGAGUACCUAUAUCUUCUGGAGAAGGCGCUGGAGGGGCUGGGGCUCGGCAGUGCCGAUAUGCAUGUGACUGAUCUGGUGCGCCGGGUGAAGGCGCUUGAGUCGGAGGAGGAAGCGGGGGCUGAGGAGGCGGCUGCUGAGCGGGAUGUUAAGACGUCUCUUGCUGCGUCGGAAGCUGAAGCGCAUGGGGUUGCUGAAACGGGACAUGGCAGCUUGUGA